UCAUAAAAAUCAACUAUAUCCUCCAUUAAAAGAUGAUCACUUUCUUCUCCAAUGGAUCGAGCUCUGUUAGUUCUGGUAGGGUUAUCGAUCUUCCUGUUCUGCACUGAUAUUUUUAACAUUUUCACGCCCAAACCUCCCAAAACUACCACUCAUUAUCCUCUUCUUGAUGCCGAUGAUCCUCACCAAGCAGACCCCCAGCUAGAACAGCUUCUCCAAGAGCCCCUCAAAUUCCCCACCCACCAGAAAUCUAAUGGCUUUGGGGGAGUUGGCAUUGGAAGCACCAUCAAUAUUGAUUUCUGUACAUCUUGUUCUUACAGAGGAACUGCAAUAACAUUGAAAAACAUGCUGGUAACAUCAUUUCCCGGGAUCGAUGUAAUACUGGCAAACCACCACCCUCCCCUUCCAAGACGCCUGCUGAGCAAACUGGUACCGGUUGUUCAAGUAGGAAUCAUCGGGACUAUAAUGGCCGGAAAACAUGUUUUCUCAAGGCUGGGGAUAACGACGCCACCUCCUUGGUACCAGACCCUGCAAGCAAAUAGGUUUGGCAGUAUGGCAAGCACUUGGCUUUUGGGAAACUUCAUCCAAUCCUUCCUUCAAAGCACAGGAGCGUUUGAAGUGUAUUGUAAUGGUGAAUUGGUCUUCUCGAAGCUGAAGGAGCAGAGGUUCCCCAGUGAAACUGAGUUGAGGGAUCUCGUCGGAAAGAAGCUUGGAGGAGGGGUCUGGCCUUAGUGCCUUUCG
Molecule: messenger RNA, 738 nt
Organism: Malus domestica (apple)
Lineage: Eukaryota; Viridiplantae; Streptophyta; Magnoliopsida; Rosales; Rosaceae
Product: selT-like protein
Biological process (GO): cell redox homeostasis
Cellular component (GO): endoplasmic reticulum membrane
Molecular function (GO): thioredoxin-disulfide reductase (NADPH) activity
Source: RefSeq, a predicted model, not a curated record